This is a messenger RNA of Stegostoma tigrinum, 4391 nucleotides long. RefSeq names its product transient receptor potential channel pyrexia-like. The transcript is spliced from 22 exons. Gene Ontology annotation, biological process: calcium ion import across plasma membrane. Gene Ontology annotation, cellular component: membrane. The record is from RefSeq and is a predicted model, not a curated record. Gene Ontology annotation, molecular function: protein binding; calcium channel activity. Bases 98 to 2617 code for a protein of 839 amino acids. Lineage: Eukaryota; Metazoa; Chordata; Chondrichthyes; Orectolobiformes; Stegostomatidae.
GGUACAUGAAUGUGGCAAAUAAGCUUGGUAACAGCUGGAGUAGCAGUCAGUGCUCAUUCUGCAUCUGGCAUCACCAAACUGCAGUGAGAAGUGUGUAAUGUCACUGAAGGAUACAAACCAAGCCAAGCCACUAACGAUUGAAAAUGUAUCUGCAAUAUCCAACAAACCACAGGAAGUACAACCAAAGUCCACAAUUGUGACCAUGCCAGAGAAUGACGACAAUGCAGAAGACAAGUGGAAGGACUAUGUGCGACAACGACGAAUUUCACAUAAACAUAUACCGUUUAAAACAGAUGCUGAGCUAGAGACCACAGAUUCUGCCACAUACAUUGGCCUGAAAAGGCUGACAGAUGCAGGACAACAAAUAGUGAUACCAAAUCCACCUCCAGGGACAAGCAAUCAAGACCAAAGCACCGGUGUUUCCCCCACAACAGCUUUCCUUCAGUAUUUUAUCAUAGUAUCGAAGCGGGGCAAUGAAAGAGAGAUUGAUUUGGAACGCUUGAAUACCAUGUUGGAAAGUGGAGCUGAUAUCAAUGCCACUGACAGAUAUGGACAGGGCGUUUUGCAUGGGGCAGCCAGAACAUGGCAUCCCGACGUUGCCAAGUUUCUGAUUGAGAGAAAUGCUGACGUGAACAAGCCUGAUAACUAUGGUGUAACUCCACUGCACGUGGCUGCGGCAGUAAAUUAUCCUGAAAUGGUUGACUAUCUUCUGGACUGUGAUGCGGACAUUGAAGCAAAAACAUCGGGAAUGAUGCAGACACCCGUUCACUAUGCUGCCAAGUAUGAUGCUGCUACAGCCCUGCACUGUCUGUUGAAACAUGAUGCUAACAUGAAGGCUCGAGACUACAAACAGCGAACCCCUUUGCAGCUGGCAACAGAGCUUGAUCGAUCUGAGUCAGCUCGAUUGUUAUUGCAAUACCAAGCAGAUGCAGGAGUUCAUGAUAAUACAGGACAGUUGUGCCUUACAUUGAUGGCAGCAAGUAUGUCUCAACUUGCAUAUACGGCCUUGGAUCAAUUCAUCUUUAAGGACAGAGCUAACCGAAAACAAUACUUCAUGUUGAACCUCCUGAUACCCCAACCUUCUGAAACAGAUAAUAGCCGUGCCAAGUCAUUGCUUGAGGUGAUUGUCCAAUAUCGACAGCUGGACCUCAUCAUGCAUCCUGUUGUGCAGAAAUUAAUUCAAAUUAAAUGGAAACGCUUUGGGAGGAGAGGAGUCACAAUCAUGUUGGUGCUAAAUAUCCUCUUCAUCUUGGCUUGGACUGUUCUUGGACUUACUUCCUCUCUAUCAUAUUCUGAAGAAUUGAAGUACGAUCUACCUAGUGACUGGUGGAAAGUUCUUAUUGGUAUCAUAGCAAUUGGACUUACUGGCUAUCAGCUUGUAGAGGAAUUUAUUGAAAUCCAUUCGUCAAAUGUCAAGUUUAGUUCCUGGAAGGAUUGGAAAAGCAAGGAAAUAAUGAAGGACCUCAACCUAUGUCACCCACGAUGGCCAGAGGAGGAAUCAUACCUAAAGAAACAGCUGGCUGGACUGGAAGAACUGCAUCCCCACUAUUUUAAAGAUUUUUGGAAUUUGUUUGACUGGAUGGUUUAUCUGCUGCUCUUUGCUCUCAUAGCAACUCACGCUGUUGAUUUAACAACUGAAAGCGAGUUCAUUCAUGUUGCACAUAUUCGACUAUUUGCUGUGACUAUCAUAUUCCUUUGGCUUCGGCUCAUGAAGCAUGUCCGAGCUAUUAGAGCUCUGGGACCUUUCAUUGUAAUGCUUGGGAAGAUUGUUGUUGACCUCUUGAAGUUCCUCUUUCUCUAUGGAGAGUUUUACAUUCCUUUUGCUUGUGCAUUUUGGAUCAUAUUUGGUGGGCUAGUAUCAAACAUGACAACUUUGCCCCAAAUGAUGUUUACUGUCUUUCGUAUUACGUUGGUUGAUGAUUAUGGGUUUGAGGAUAUGUAUGCCAAGGAUCCAGUAAUGGCAUAUUUUCUUUGUGGAAUGUUUCUUGGGGUCUCAAGCAUCCUCUGUAUCAAUCUGCUAAUUGCACUGCUAUCUGACACGUUCCAAAGAGUGUACGACAAUGCAACUGCAAAUGCAGCCAUGCAACAGGCUAGCAUAGUACUGUACGUUGAAGAUCAUCUCAGUCAGAAGAGAAAGAAUAAGUUCCAAGAAUAUAUUCACAAUUCAUGUGCACCUUUAGAAAUAUUUUUUGAUGAUGACCUGACAAUGGAUCAAGAAGAUGAUCUCAAAAAAGUCACCAUUCAAAUAAAGGAAGAUAUAGAUAAUCUCACAAAGUUAUUACAAAUGGAAGAAUGGGAAAAAGCUGAAUAUGAACAGAGUCCUAGAAGCAGGCUUUCGAGAAGGUUUUGGGGGACCAGCCAAAGCCAAAGUCAAGAUGAAGAUUCAGAAGACGGCAUGACAUUAAAUAUAGCAGUGCAUGAAGAGAUUUCAAACCUGCAGUUGAAGGUUUCAGCCCUUUAUCAACAACAGGAAAAUGCUACUGCAAAGUUCACCAGUGAAUUACAGAGAACACAAGAUUUGCUGAACGAAAUUCUAAGGCACAUUGGAGCUGGAACCAGUGGUACUCAUUCAUCUCAUGAGCCACAAGCAGAUGUUCAGGAUCCCAGUCACAAAUGACUCCUUGGCAAGUAAACAAUUAAUUCAUCGAGCUGAUAGAAACUGAGAGUUUCUAUUUAAAGAGGAGCCUGAUCAAGAAGUCUGGUUAAAAAAAUACUGCUAAAGAAAUAUCAACACAAAUCAUUCUGUAGAAACAUAUCAUUAUGAGAGAUACACGGAAACUGUGUGCUUCAGAAUAAAAGAUGAAUACAUUAAAGAUUUACUAAUUACAGCAUUAUAUGUUAUUGCACUAAGCUUUAACCAUUGCCUUUUCAUGUUUAGAAGCAUCUUUGGAUUUUAGGUGCAUGGGUUUGAUUUACCUUAAAUGAUGGAACUUUGCUCAUACUACACCAAAAUUCUUAGUAAAGUAUUCUUGCAAGGCAGUUGCAAAUGCAGAUUCCAAAGAGUUUGGAGAUAAUCGUUGGCUUGGUGUGAUAAUAUAAAAUAGGUAACAGCAAAUGACCAAUCUAUUUAAUAUCUCUCCCAAUUUUUGUUGCCAAUGACUUCAAGAUAUGAUAUCUUUGGAGUUUCUUGCAAAAUUAAAAUUCUAAAGUAUAUUUUCAAAGAUACUGAAACACCUAUGCAUCUUUAAUAAGGAAAUGCUGAAUCCCAAAGAUUUAAAUGUAAAUAAAUGUUAAAUGCAGUGCUUUCAAAUCAAGGGGAAUUCCUAUCUAUUUUCCAUUCAUUCUCCACUCAACAAUAUUCUCAAAUAAAAGAUACAUGUUCUGCUGUUACCAAUGAUUCCCCGCCAUUACGUGCUAUGGGCUAUUUUUUGGUAAGGGUCAGGUCAAUUUACUAAGUUGAAUUUUGUUGAACGUGAGAAUUAUUACUCAGAGACCUAUGGAUUUAAUUACAUUCUUGGAAGACAUUUCAUGACUAAAACACUUGAGACUUCUUCCUCUGGUGAAGUUACUCCAGAGCAGAAUGUCUGUCUUUUGUAUUUCUGCACCAAUGAUGUAGCAAAUUUUGAUAUCUGUGCAAUAUCUGCCUGAUUUCAAGCAUGGAAUCGCCAAGAAAAUACCUGUGAUAGCAUAUCAACUCUUGUGCUUUUAAGAAUUAAGAGCUUUGAAGUGCCUAAGAGGAAUUUGCAGCACUCAACUUAUUGUCUUUGAAAUGUUCAGGGAAAUUUCAAAACAAUAGAAUCCAAUAAAAUUUUGGGGGGGAUUUAUGUUCCAUGUUUAUGAAGAACUAAAGCUGCAGUAACACGUACAAAGAUAUAGCUGAUUUGCUUUGAUUGUGGACUCCAUGAAACAUGUGAAAUUACUUAUCUGCGAAAUUGGGAUAAAGUUGCUUUCCCAUGCAUUGAUUUUUCAAAAUGUGGAUGUACAGAAAUUACAAAGCAUUAUUAAAUAACUGCUUUACUUUUAAAAUAAUAAAUUUUAAAAUAUGUCAGUUACUUGCAAGUCCUAAUUUUUGCUGAUUCAUUAGUGGAUGUGCCUUCAGCUGCCUAGAUGCUAAACAUAUCCACCGCUCAAUGUCUCUCGCUCUUCCUUUUAAGAUGUUCCUUAAAACUUAUCUCUUUAAAUUAGCUUUUCAUGACCAUUCUAAUUCCUUAUGUGGCACAGUGUGAAACUUUGUUUCGUCACAUUCCUGUGAGGCACCUUGGGAUGAUGUUCUUUGUUGACAACACGAUACAAAUGCAAAUUGUUGUUGAUUUGUAAGAUAAUAUGAGAUGAUUUGUACAUUAUCACCUGAAGCCACCUAACUUUUAUAUCUUUAAAUGUUGCUGCUUUCCGUUUAUGAUUGUAGAAAUAAACUUUAUCAUGUGAAAAAUUGUGCAAAAUGUAAUAAAUUU